Daucus carota subsp. sativus is the source of this 2861-nucleotide messenger RNA. Its product is annotated as beta-amyrin synthase 2. Gene Ontology annotation, biological process: triterpenoid biosynthetic process. Gene Ontology annotation, cellular component: lipid droplet. Lineage: Eukaryota; Viridiplantae; Streptophyta; Magnoliopsida; Apiales; Apiaceae. The record is from RefSeq and is a predicted model, not a curated record. The coding region runs from base 294 to 2585 and encodes 763 amino acids. Gene Ontology annotation, molecular function: beta-amyrin synthase activity. The transcript is spliced from 18 exons.
CAUUGAUUUUACAGAUAAAUUUUAGAAAAAGGAACAUUCCUGGAUGAAAAAAAUGGAGUAAAGAAAUGGUUAGGCAGAGGGUCACCCCACAUACAAGUGGAGCAGAGAAAAGUAUGCGACAUGUAAUGGGAUUUCUCGACUACAGAUUAUGAUUAUCAUUAUUGUCGUUUCUGUGCAAAUGUACUCUAUAUAUAUCCAGUCAACAAUGGUACCUGUUCUUUAAAUUUAGGUGGAGAAAUAAAGAAGCAUACUAUAACCACUCUGGAACUGAACCUGCACAGAGUUGUUUCAAAAUGUGGAGGCUAAACAUAGCGGAGGGAGGUUCUGGUAAGGAUCCAUACUUGUACAGUACAAAUGACUUUGUUGGGAGGCAAACUUGGACGUUUGACCCGGAGUAUGGAACCCCGGAAGAAAGAGCCGAGGUUGAAGAGGCUCGAAUCAAUUUCUGGGAUAAUAGGUAUCAAGUUAAGCCUAGCAGCGAUCUCCUUUGGCGAAUGCAGUUUCUGAAAGAGAAGAAUUUCGAACAAACCAUACCUCAAAUAAAGGUUGCAAAUGAGGAAGAAAUCACCUACGAGACGGCCACGACAACAUUACGACGAGCUGUCCGCUUUUUUGCAGCCUUGCAGGCCAGUGAUGGUCAUUGGCCUGCAGAAAAUGCUGGCCCAUUAUUUUUCCUUCCACCAUUGGUUAUGUGCUUGUAUAUUACAGGACAUUUGAAUACUGUAUUUCCUGCAGCACAUCGGAAAGAAAUCCUGCGUUACCUUUAUUGUCAUCAGAAUGAGGAUGGUGGCUGGGGAUUACAUAUUGAGGGCCACAGCACAAUGUUCUGUACAGUCCUGAGCUACAUCUGCAUGCGUAUUCUUGGAGAAGGACCUGAUGGCGGUUUAAAGAAUGCAUGUGCCAGGGCAAGAAAGUGGAUCCUUGAUCAUGGUAGCGGGAUAGCAAUACCAUCCUGGGGCAAGACUUGGCUCUCGAUACUUGGCGUAUUUGAAUGGUCAGGAACCAAUCCAAUGCCUCCAGAAUUUUGGAUCCUUCCUUCAUUCCUUCCCAUGCAUCCAGCAAAAAUGUGGUGCUACUGUCGGAUGGUUUACAUGCCUAUGUCUUAUUUAUAUGGGAAGAGGUUUGUUGGUCCCAUCACUCCUCUCAUCUUACAACUGAGGGAAGAACUAUAUGCACAACCUUAUGACACCAUUAACUGGAGAAAAGCACGACAUAAUUGUGCAAAGGAAGACCUGUAUUAUCCUCAUCCAAUGAUACAAGAUUUGAUGUGGGACAGCCUCUACAUAUUCACAGAGCCUUUCCUGACUCGUUGGCCCUUUAACAAAUUAAGAGAAAAAGCUCUUCAAACAACUAUGAAGCAUAUACAUUACGAAGAUGAAAAUAGUAGAUACAUUACAAUUGGGUGCGUGGAAAAGGUACUAUGUAUGCUUGCUUGUUGGGUUGAGGAUCCUAAUGGAGAUUACUUUAAAAAGCACCUUGCAAGGAUCCCAGAUUACAUAUGGGUAGCUGAAGAUGGAAUGAAAAUGCAGAGCUUUGGUAGUCAGGAAUGGGAUACUGGUUUUGCCAUACAAGCAUUAUUGGCAAGUGAUCUCACAGACGAAAUUCAUCAGACUCUUUUCAAAGGACAUGAUUUCAUAAAGAAAUCCCAGGUCACGGAGAAUCCUUCUGGUGAAUUUAAAGCCAUGCACCGCCAUAUUUCUAAAGGAUCCUGGACCUUUUCAGAUCAAGAUCAUGGAUGGCAAGUUUCUGAUUGUACAGCAGAAGGAUUGAAGUGUUGCCUACUUUUAUCAAAAAUGCCAACGGCUAUUGUGGGCAGUAAACUGGAAGACAGCAGAUUGUUUGAUGCUGUCAAUGUACUGCUUUCCCUACAGAGUAAGAAUGGAGGACUAGCUGCAUGGGAACCUGCUGGGUCCUCAGAAUGGUUGGAGCUGCUUAAUCCUACAGAAUUCUUUGCAGACAUUGUCAUUGAACACGAGUAUGUUGAAUGCACUUCAUCUGCAAUACAAGCAAUGGUUAUGUUCAAGAAGUCAUACCCUGGGCAUAGGAAGAAAGAGAUAGAAGGUGCUAUCUUAAAUGCUGUUCAAUACCUUGAAGACAUACAAAUGCCAGAUGGUUCAUGGUAUGGAAAUUGGGGUGUGUGCUUCACAUAUGGCACUUGGUUUGCUAUUGGUGGUCUAACUGCAGCUGGAAAGACAUAUAAUAAUUGUGAAACCAUCCGCAAAGCUGUUGAUUUUCUUCUAAAAUCACAACGCAGUGAUGGUGGUUGGGGAGAAAGCUAUCUUUCUUGCCCAAACAAGAAAUACACACCAUUAGAAGGAAAUCGGUCAAAUUUGGUCCACACUGCUUGGGCCACAAUGGGUCUGAUUCAUUCUGGCCAGGCAGUAAGAGAUCCGACACCUCUUCAUCGUGCUGCAAAAUUGUUGAUCAAUUCUCAAAUGGAAAGUGGUGAUUUCCCACAACAGGAAAUUACAGGAGUUUUCAUGAAGAACUGCAUGCUACACUAUGCAGCAUACAGGAAUAUCUACCCAUUAUGGGCUUUAGCAGAAUAUUGUAGGAAUGUUCAACUCCCCUCCAAAAAGGUCUGAUAUCUACUAGUGGUGCAAGUCCAGCACGACGGCCUCAAAAAUGAGACGAGGCCAGAAUCCUUACUGCAGUCAAUUUCUAAAUUCUUUUGCAAAGGUUCGUUAAGAAAGAGCGAAUUGAUUGCAAAUUCAAGAACCUCUUAGAUUUAUGCCACUAAUUGUCCCCCCUUUUCUCUGUACUAGUUGUAAAUCACAGUUGUAAUCAUUGUCAACUUUCUUUUAUUAAUAAUGUAUUAUUAUGGUUCAUAUGUAAAUUUAAAUCUUAUAUAGUGAAAGUUA